Messenger RNA from Sardina pilchardus (European sardine), 663 nucleotides. Its product is annotated as neurexophilin-1. Lineage: Eukaryota; Metazoa; Chordata; Actinopteri; Clupeiformes; Clupeidae. Gene Ontology annotation, molecular function: signaling receptor binding. The transcript has a single exon. The annotation marks the transcript as partial. The record is from RefSeq and is a predicted model, not a curated record.
AGCCGCUGGGUGCUGCACAGCAAGAGCCGGGCGGCCAACACCUCGGCCGUGGAGCUGCCCUACCGCUCGCCGGUGCCCUUCUCCAAGCAGGAGUUCUGGGAGAUGCUGGGCAGCGACCUGCUCAAGGCCGCCGACGACCCCCUGGGCGGCGCACGGGUCAAGCGCCGGCCCAUCGUCAAGACGGGCAAGUUCAAGAAGAUGUUCGGCUGGGGCGACUUCUACUCCAACAUCAAGACGCUGCGCCUCAACCUGCUCAUCACCGGCAAGAUCGUGGACCACGGCAACGGCACGUUCAGCGUCUACUUCCGCCACAACUCCACGGGCCAGGGCAACAUCUCGGUGAGCCUGGUGCCGCCCGUCAAGGCGGUGGAGUUCGACCUGGAGCGCCAGAGCGUGGUCUACCCCAAGGACUCCAAGAUCUUCAACUGCCGCAUCGACUACGAGAAGGUGGACCGCAGCAAGCGCACGUCGCUCUGCAACUACGACCCGUCCAAGACCUGCUUCCAGGAGCAGACGCAGAGCCACGUCUCCUGGAUGUGCUCCAAGCCCUUCAAGGUCAUCUGCAUCUACAUCUCCUUCUACAGCACCGACUACCGCCUGGUCCAGAAGGUCUGCCCGGACUACAACUACCACAACGAGAUGCCCUACUUGCCCUCGGGCUAA